AUGUCAUUCAAUCCUCUUUCCGCUAUUCUUAAAGAACACAAACUCGAAGGUCAUAACUAUAUCGUAUGGAAAAAAAACUUGGAUAUCGUUCUCACUGCCGAAGAGUACAAAUAUGUGCUCACUACUGAAUGUCCAGCUGAACCUGCUGCAAAUGCUUCUGCAGCAGUGAAAGAAACAUACAGAAAGUGGCGUAAAGCCAAUGAGAUGGCGAAGUGCUACAUGUUGGCUUCUAUGUCAACAGUACUUCAACAUCAGCAUCAAGGCAUGAACACUGCUACUGAGAUUAUGAACAAUCUUAAUAACCUGUUUGGUACUCAGAAUCGAGCGGCUAAAUCUUUAGCCUUUCGGAGCAUCAUGACUAAGGUUAUGAAGGAGGGCACAUCUAGUUUGCCAGCUAGCUAUCAGCAGUUCAAGCUCAAUUUCGAGAUGAACAAGAGGGCUUACACCCUAGCUGAACUGUUGACUGAGUUGCAGUCAGCGGAGGAUCUUAUGGUCCAGACAAAGGCUGCUAUGAUGAGUUCUAGGCCGUCUUCCUCAGGCUCUAAGCCAGGUAAGGGGAAGAAGAAAGCCCAGAAUGUUGUAGCACCAAAGAUAGCUAAGGGCAAAAAGAAACGGGUGAACACGAACAAGAAGCAAAGUGGCAAGUGUUUCAAAUGCGGCGAAAAGGGGCAUUGGAAGCCGGAUUGUCCUAAAAAGGCCAAUGGCUCAGGUAACAAGGCAGUUGAAUGAAGCAGAGAUCGAGAUCCAGCUGGGCGAUGCUACGAGAGUGGCAGCCGUUGCAGUGGGAGACGUUUAUU
Messenger RNA from Salvia splendens (bonfire salvia), 797 nucleotides. RefSeq lists its product as uncharacterized. The coding region runs from base 1 to 729 and encodes 242 amino acids. NCBI's taxonomy places the organism in Eukaryota, Viridiplantae, Streptophyta, Magnoliopsida, Lamiales, Lamiaceae. The record is from RefSeq and is a predicted model, not a curated record. The transcript has 3 exons. Gene Ontology annotation, molecular function: zinc ion binding; nucleic acid binding.